AUGUCCAUCCAUCAAAUUCUAGACUUAAAGAUCCCACCCGAGCAUGAGGCUUCAUUGGAAUCAUUUACUCGGUUAUGCGAGGAGCAUAAACUUUUGAAUCAGUUCAACGAGCAGGAAAGCCGAGAUUUGUGUGAUGGGUUAUCGGAUCCAAGUACCCUGCUACGAUUCUUGACUGCCCGUCGGUUCGAUCCCGAUGCGGCACUCACCCAAUUCAAAGAAGCAUGUCAAUUUCGCCAAGAGAAAUCGACGCUCCAAUUGUACGAUAUCAUCCCAAUCGACGAUUUCGAACAGGCUCGGCAAUUUUAUCCUCACUGGACCGGUCGCAGAGACAAGAAUGGUCUACCAAUAUGCAUGUUUGACGUGACCUACCUUGAUAAAGAUGCUUUAGCAUGCUGGGAGAAGACUCGCAAUACCCCUGGCUGGAAACAUUCGCCGUCCGGGGAACAGCAGCCACCGAAUCCUGAUAUGAUGCAGUCGGCCUCGAUCUUUCACGACAGUCUAGCCCGGUUUGUGCUUCCUCUCUGCUCAAUGAUGAAGGACCGACCAAAUUCAUCGGCUCCGAUCACAAACUUCGUUUAUCUUGUGGACGCAUCAAAUUUAGGGUUGAAACAGGGAUGGAGCGUCAAAUCAUUUGCCCAGGCAAUCAGCUGGCUUCUCGCAACAUGCUACCCCGAGACUAUACAACGCAUCAUUGUCUGCAACCCUCCUUCAUAUUUCUCUACAAUCUGGAGGUACCUUAAAGGAUGGGUAGAUCCUUACACGGCAGAAAAAAUCGUAGUUCUACUGAGUGCUGAGGUCUUACCAACCCUGAGGGAGGAUAUUGAUGAUGAAAACAUUCCGAGCAUAUUUGGCGGUGGCUUCUCUUUUGAGCACGGCAUGCUACCGGAUCUCGAUAGUAACAUCCGGGAUCGUUUGAACUGGGACGAUCCAGAAAAGACUUUGCCUCCUGGUCCCAUCAAAUGGGCUCGGGAAGCAGACGGAAAAGUUGCUGCAUCGGCAGUUGGUACCCAGGCUGGUUUGACGAGAAGUGAUAAGAUCGCGGAGAUUGAUUGUACGAAGUAG
Messenger RNA from Penicillium antarcticum, 1062 nucleotides. RefSeq names its product SEC14 family lipid-binding protein. The transcript has 4 exons. Bases 1 to 1062 code for a protein of 353 amino acids. NCBI's taxonomy places the organism in Eukaryota, Fungi, Ascomycota, Eurotiomycetes, Eurotiales, Aspergillaceae. The record is from RefSeq and is a predicted model, not a curated record.